CAAUGACUUGUUGACCUCUUAAGCUAUCUUCCUUGCAAACUUCGUUUCUGCUCCCCCGAAAAUGGCGGUGGAUCUGAUGAAUUUUCCCAAGAUGGAUGAUCAAACCUCUAUACAAGAGGCUGUGUCGCAAGGCUUGAAGGGUAUGGAACAACUGGUCCGUCUCCUUUCUCACCAGUCAAACAACGUCGACUGCACUGACCUAGCCGAUCUCACCGUCUCAAAGUUCAAAAAGGCCAUCUCCCUUCUCAACAGAACUGGUCGCGCCCGUUUCAGACGCGCGCCGAUCCAGUCCCUUUCUUCCUCGUCUUCCCCAUCAUCAUCAUCCUCUGCUUCUCUGUCUGUUCCUAAUAUUCAAAAUAAUAUAUCUAUUGCAUCAGCGCUGGCGAACGUAAAUUUGGCGCCGGUUGGAUCUUCGGUUAUCGUUCCCGCUAGUUUCGUUCAAUCUAAGCCACAGAGUUUGACUCUCGACUUCACAAAACCCAAUUUGUUUGGCUCCAACAGUAAAGGCACUGAGUUGGAGUUUACAAAAGAAAGCUUCAGUGUUUCGUCGAACUCUUCGUUUAUGUCUUCUGCCAUCACCGGAGACGGUAGCGUCUCCAACGGGAAGCUAGGAUCAUCUCUAUUCUUGGCCCCGACUUUUUCUGCGGGAAAACCUCCUCUAUCAUCUACACCUUUCAAGAAGAGGUGCCAUGAGCAUGACCAUUCCGAUAACGUCUCUGGCAGGUUAUCUGUCUCCGGCAACAGCAAGUGCCAUUGCUCAAAACGACGGAAAAAUAGGAUGAAGAAGGUGAUAAGGGUACCGGCAAUAAGUUCAAAGAUAGCCGAUAUUCCUGCAGACGAGUAUUCAUGGAGGAAGUACGGGCAAAAGCCUAUCAAAGGCUCUCCAUACCCACGAGGAUAUUACAAGUGUAGUAGCAUUAGAGGGUGUCCGGCCAGGAAACACGUGGAGAGAGCUCCGGAUGAUCCGUCUAUGUUGAUUGUAACUUACGAAGGGGAGCACCGCCAUUCUCAACCUGCGACGCACGAGAAUCUGGCUCCUGCCCUUGUACUCCACUGCUUCUCUAGUCAACGUGAUAAUAAACAACUAUUAAUUUAGAUUAAUUUAUAUAUA
Molecule: messenger RNA, 1111 nt
Organism: Hibiscus syriacus
Lineage: Eukaryota; Viridiplantae; Streptophyta; Magnoliopsida; Malvales; Malvaceae
Product: probable WRKY transcription factor 17
Exons: 3
Coding region: 62-1096 (344 amino acids)
Biological process (GO): regulation of DNA-templated transcription
Molecular function (GO): sequence-specific DNA binding; DNA-binding transcription factor activity
Source: RefSeq, a predicted model, not a curated record